UCAAACAGUUCCUGUUUUGGGAUGUGUAGUGUGCGUGAGGCUUUUCACACCACGAGAUAUCGCCCGUUUUGUUUUGUGCAAUGACUGCGGACUUUAUAAGUAGUUGAAAGUUUUUUUCUUAGCUAACGAAGCUAAGUUUGCAGCGGUGGAGACAUGGACUACUUAUUUUCUGUGACGGGCAGCGGCGCCAGAGCUGUCAGAGACGCAAUAUCUCAGAGAUUGUGGCCCGGACCCGGACCUGAACAAGACACAGUCCAAACCCAACAGCACCAUGCUGGGACAGCUCACGACAACAACACCGCCCACUCAAACGCAGAUACCGGCCAGAAGAAGACACCAGAGAAGAAGGAUGGGAGGCGCAUGUCGUUCCAGAGACCCAAAGGGACCAUCGAGUAUUCUGUGGAAUCGCGGGACACGUUGAACAGCAUUGCGCUCAAGUUUGACACCACACCCAACGAGCUGGUUCAGCUGAACAAGCUGUUCUCCAGAGCAGUGGUGCCUGGCCAGGUUCUAUACGUUCCUGAUCCUGAGUACGUCUCCAGUGUUGGAAGCUCCCCUUCCCUCAGUCCCAUCAGCCCCCUGUCUCCCACCUCCUCAGAAGCUGAUUUAGAGAAGGUGACGGAUUCUGAUGGCCCCCCCAGACCAGAAGGCGUUCACCCCCCAGUGUUCUCUGCACUGCGCCAGUCCAGAGUGGUGUCAUCCACCUCCGAGGAGGAAGAGGCCCUCACAGAGAAGUUCCUCAAGAUCAACUGCAAGUACAUCACUGAUGGAAAGGGUGCGGUGAGCGGGGUGUUGCUGGUGACGCCUAACAACAUCAUGUUCGACCCUCACCGGAUGGACCCAUUGGUUCAGGCCCAUGGGUGCGAGGAGUACGGCAUCAUGUGUCCUCUGGAGGAGGUGCAGUCUGCCGCCAUCUACAAGGAGAUUACCGACCCCAAGACCAGAGAGGCUGUGCCAGAUGACCUGGAGCCUCUGCCAGUUGAGAGACAUCCCUCCCAGAAGGAUCCAGAGCAGCGUCUAAGAGAGCCGGGGGCAAACGACAGCGGCAGCACGGCCCCCCGCAGCACCGAGGGCUCCAUCUCAGAAGACGUCUUCACCGAGUCGGAGCUAUCCCCCAUUCGGGAGGAAGAGCAAGCGUCUAGCGAGGAUCUCCGUCUGGACAAGUCCUCUGGCGCUUCUACAGAGUCUGUGCAGACCGUGACCCAGGUGGAGGCCACCGGCUCCCAGGCCUCGGGCAGCGCCCACGGCUCAGCUAGCCAGCCGGACGAGCCUGCUGCGGCGAAAGCCUCUGCCACAGCAGAGGACAAUGCACCAGAAACUGCCACAGAAAAAGAUAGCCAGUCCCCCAUGGGAUCCAAGCAGCACAGUGUAGAGAAGCCACCAAGCACACCCACUACUACCACCAGCAGCACCACUAGCCAGGCCCAGGGUCCCAGCAGCAGCACCUCUCGCCCGGGGUCCCAAAGCUCAGCCACCGCCGGUGCCACAGACACCCCCUCCGUCUCAGCCAGUCCUCAGGGGGAUGCCAAGGAGGGGACAGAGGUCUCCAAAACGGACACUAUGCAACAAGGGAAGGAGGAGAAUGUAGAAGAGACGCAAAAGGACGGCAAACAGAACUCUGCAGAGGGUACAGCGUCUGGAGAGAAGUUGAAGCAGCGCACUCACAAGUUUUUGUGUCUGCGGGUUGGGAAACCCAUGAAGAAGACGUUUGUUUCCAACGCCAGCGCAUCCAUGCAGCAGUAUGCUCAGCUGGGCAAGAAGCACGAGUACUGGUUUGCUGUGCCGCAGGAGAGGUCGGACCACCUCUAUGUGUUUUUCAUGCAGUGGAGCCCAGAUAUGUAUGGUGAGGGGGUCAGGGGGAUGGGACAAGAGCCAGGGUUUAUGGUUGUCAAGAAGAACGAAGUGUCAGAAACCACAGAGGACGAGCCAAUCACUGACCUCAAUGUCAAGGAGUGGGAGGUAGUGUCUCUGACGGAGUACCACCGUCGGAUUGAUGCUCUAAACAGUGAGGAUCUGCGCUCACUCUGCAAACGACUCCAGAUUACCACCAAGGAAGAGGUGAACUCCAAGCAUGGCUCGACGUCCAUCAAGACUGAGCUGGAGCCCGAAACGUUCAAACCCAACCUCAGAGAACCCAGUGACCUCCUGGAGGCCGACCAGAUAGAGAAGCUCGCCAGGAAUCUCCCACCACGGACCAUUGGGUACCCGUGGACGUUGGCCUUUGGUACAACGAAGCACGGUAUGAGCAUUAAGACACUGUACAGAGCCAUGCAGGGCCAGGACACUCCAGUGCUCAUGGUCAUUAAGGACAGCGACGGCCAGGUGUUUGGUGCGUUGGCAUCUGAGCCUUUUAAAGUCAGCGAUGGCUUUUAUGGCACCGGAGAGACCUUCCUCUUCACCUUCAAUCCAGAGUUUGAGGUGUACAAAUGGACAGGUGACAACAUGUUCUUCAUGAAAGGAGAUAUGGACUCCUUAGCUUUUGGUGGAGGCAGUGGUGAGUUCGGUCUGUGGCUGGAUGGAGACCUUUACCACGGCAGGAGUCACUCCUGUAAAACUUUUGGGAACCCCAUGCUGUCGAAAAAGGAGGAUUUCUAUGUGCAGGACAUAGAGAUCUGGGCUUUUGAAUAACAAGACAGUGCACCACAGGGAAA
Molecule: messenger RNA, 2651 nt
Organism: Scomber japonicus (chub mackerel)
Lineage: Eukaryota; Metazoa; Chordata; Actinopteri; Scombriformes; Scombridae
Gene: oxr1a
Product: oxidation resistance 1a
Exons: 15
Coding region: 154-2628 (824 amino acids)
Biological process (GO): response to oxidative stress
Cellular component (GO): nucleus
Source: RefSeq, a predicted model, not a curated record